ACAGAACUAGUAAAGUUAGUAGUAUUUUAUUAAACUUUUUUUUUUAUUUAGAUUUUUCAGGGGGUCCUGCAGCACCCUCAGCACCCAUACUUCCCACUGAGACUGACUUGAAGAUUCUAGUGAUAUUACAAUGAUCGGCAGUCAUACUAACUGGUUAAUCUAUCCUGUGUUAACAUUGCAGGGAUCGCGAACAGUGUGAGAGAGAGACCAGGAGAGAAAGCCAGAGUGGGUUUCACACUCUAACACACCUAACACAAACAGAUUAGAGCAGAUUAACGUGGAUUACCAGAAAAAAUGAUUUAGAUCAGAGGCUUAACUAAUGAUUUCAUAAAAAAAAGUAAUCUGUACAUUUUAUUCCUUCCAUCUUUUUCCUCCUCUACUUUAAGUCGUGAGGAGGAUGCCGUGAGCGGUAGAGGCAGGCCAGAACCUCUUAAUCAGGAAGUAGAAAGUUAAUAACGGGGUGCAGAUCACAGAACGGUAUGGAUUACUAAUACCUCCAGAACCAUAUGCAAACACACAGUGAACUCUUGGACCUGUACGACCUGUCACCCUGAGCAUUACUAUGAGUAAGAUAUACUGUAUCUGCCCUAAGAUAUGAACUCUUGGACCUGUACGACCCGUCACCCUGAGCAUUACUAUGAGUAAGAUAUACUGUAUCUGCCCUAAGAUAUGAACUCUUGGACCUGUACGACCCGUCACCCUGAGCAUUACUAUGAGUAAGAUAUACUGUAUCUGCCCUAAGAUGUGAACUCUUGGACCUGUACGACCCGUCACCCUGAGCAUUACUAUGAGUAAGAUAUACUGUAUCUGCCCUAAGAUAUGAACUCUUGGACCUGUACGACCCGUCACCCUGAGCAUUACUAUGAGUAAGAUAUACUGUAUCUGCCCUAAGAUGUGAACUCUUGGACCUGUACGACCCGUCACCCUGAGCAUUACUAUGAGUAAGAUAUACUGUAUCUGCCCUAAGAUAUGAACUCUUGGACCUGUACGACCCGUCACCCUGAGCAUUACUAUGAGUAAGAUAUACUGUAUCUGCCCUAAGAUGUGAUCAUAUGGAAAACACUUGUACACCGAACCAAAAUGUAUUCCAAUAAUAUCUCUACAUUUGAUGAUACGUUUUACGGCUGGAUCUGAUAGUACUGUAUCAAGUCUGUAUGAUCAAAACUCACUGUAGGACUAGAGUGAAAAGUUAGGCGACAGAGAUCUAGAUAGCAUAUCCGAUAGCUCUCUAAGGUUUAUGAUGAAAGGCGGCUAGGAGCUAGUGAUCUAUUGACUCCCAUUACUGUUGAAUGGUUAGAGUGAAGAGCCCUAGAGAUCUAUAACAGCAGAAACCUUCAGUCCUGGUUGGACAGACAUGUCCUCCUCCAAUCCCUUUCUUUUCUCCUGGUGUGACCCCUCUCCUUUGUUCAUUUGUCCAUUCUGUCCACCUCUUAUUUUCCAUCCCUCUUUUAACUUGACAGAAUCUUAUGGGACUCUCUCUUUCCCCUUCUCUCUCUAUUCUUGCUUUCCCCUUGUCCCCAUUUUCUCAUCUGUUCUCUACAUUGUUUUUAUCUUCUCUUGUGUUUUUACUCUGUUCUUUCUUUCUGAAACUCUCUUUCACUGAUUUCAAUCUAUCACCAUCUUCUUCAUCAUCCUCUACAUCACCAACAACAACUUCAAUCUCACAUACUGCUGUUGAUACUUAUAUCCCAUCUUCCUCCCUUUGUCCAUCUGUCUUUCAUCAUCCUCUUCUUCCCCUUCCCCUGCCCUGAGUCUCUACACACUUCUUCUUCUCCCGCCCUAUCCCUCCUUCUCGACCUUCUCUUACCCUCUCCCCUCCUCCCUGUGUGGCCAUGUUGGAGAACAUGUCUCGUCGGUCCCGCUCCCUGCUGUCCCUGACCCUGACCACUCUGGCUCUGGCCCUGUCCAUCCUGGCUCUCUGCACCUCCUACUGGUGUGAAGGGACUCACAAGGUGGUCAAGCCUCUCUGCCUGUCUCCGGUCAAGAUGAGGAACUGUGGGCAGAACAACAGUGAACCCUACACCACAGAGAGCCCAACUCAGAACCCAUACAACAGAACCCUGUCCCCCCAGAGGAGAGAUGAACUGGCUAAGAUCCGCCAGAGACAGCUGGACAAUGCUGUCCACUACAUCUGGGAGACAGGAGAGGACAAGUACACCUUCAGAUACUUCCACACUGGCUUCUGGGAGAGCUGUGAGAAACACGUUGAUGGUGAGAAGUGUCGCAGCUUUAUUGAGCUGACUCCUGGUGAAACACAAGGUGUGUUAUGGCUAUCGGUGAUAUCUGAGUUCACUUACAUCGGUCUAUUGGGAAUGGGCUUUCUGUUGAUGUGGCUGGAGUUGUUGUGUUCCCAUAAGGAGAUACACGCUCUCAAAAUCAACGCCUAUGCUGCCAUCUGCACCGUACUGUCAGGUCUGAUGGGGAUGGUGGCCCACAUGAUGUACACCACAGUGUUCCAGAUGACUGUCAUCGUUGGCCCUAAAGACUGGAGGCCUCAGACCUGGGACUACGGCUGGUCAUUCGCCCUGGCGUGGAUCUCCUUCAGCUGUUGCAUGGGAGCUGCAGUCUUCACCCUCAACUCUUACACCAAGACCAUCAUCGAGCUGCGCCACAAACAGAGGCUCCGAUUGGAGGAGGCCCGCGCCGCCAGCCACGCCCCUCCCUACGAUGAGGUGGUCCCCGGGAGCGGGCUCUACUCUGUCAGCGGCCUAUUGCAGUGCCCAGACGGGAUGAUUGACGUGGCGUGGGCGCCUGACGGGACCGUGAUGGGGGUGGGGAACGGGGAUGUACCAACUCUAGUGUUGCUAGGAGGGUGUGGGCCAGAGGGCUGUGAGGACUGUGAGAGAGAGAUGGAUGAGAUGGAGGAGGCCAUGGAGAGGGAAAGAGCUGAUUCGCCCUGUUAAUAAGUGAUGGGUGGGGCUAAAGAGAACAGAGGAGGACUAUGGGUAAUGUAGUCACUUUACAGGUACAGUAUAUGCACCUUGAGCUCUCAAGUUGGAAAGACUGAGACAGAGAAAGACUGAGACAGAGAAAGACUGAGACAGAGAAAUAGUGAGACAGAGAAAGAGUGAGACAUAACUUGAUGGACAUGGGACACGGGAACUGUGUUGGCUGUAAGAGCUACAGUAUCCCCUCUUUGACAUUGAACAGAGAUCACCUUGACAUACAUGGUUCGGGCUAAUACUCCUCACAUUGUCAUUCAUUAAUACAAUAGUGCCUAAUGGUAAGGGAUUGUUAUACAAUAUUGCUAUACAGUAUAUAUGUAAAUGUAUCCAUGUUAGAAAUAGUUUUACCAUAAGAAUCCAAUACUUUCUGAACUUUGUAAAA
Molecule: messenger RNA, 3327 nt
Organism: Salvelinus fontinalis (brook trout)
Lineage: Eukaryota; Metazoa; Chordata; Actinopteri; Salmoniformes; Salmonidae
Product: germ cell-specific gene 1-like protein
Exons: 6
Coding region: 1833-2903 (356 amino acids)
Cellular component (GO): plasma membrane
Source: RefSeq, a predicted model, not a curated record